Chara braunii is the source of this 1999-nucleotide messenger RNA. The record is from the annotation of a GenBank genome assembly. NCBI's taxonomy places the organism in Eukaryota, Viridiplantae, Streptophyta, Charophyceae, Charales, Characeae.
CACGUCAGACAGUGCCACAUAAGCAGUGCCACAGCAGACACUGCCACGUCAGACAAAGUGCCACGUCAGCAGUGCCACGUCAGCAACAUGACGGGCCUGCCAGGCCAACUGGCCAAUGAGCCCAUUGCCGACUACAAAAAGCGCGUCCAUGCUCAGCUCGCUGCAAUCGAGGCUGAGGAACAACGCCAGCUGGCAGUCAAGGCUGCCCAGCUACAGGCUGAUGAAGCGGCAACAGCAGUGAAGCUGCGGCUACAGGCCGAAGCAGAUGCAGAUGCCCAGGCUCGCCGCAAGGAAGCCCAGGCUCUGCUGCAGCGGCAUGAAGCCAACAGCAUCGAGAAACUCAAGUACUGGCACUUUGAACCGAACGGCGACGAGCCAACACCGGAAGAGCAUCAUAAGGAGCUCAUGGCCAAGCUCGUGAGCAGGUUGGUUUACACAUGUAACCACCUACAGUUCGAGCUGGCAAACCGUCAGCGAGCCGUGCGGAACCAUAAGAUUCAGCACGAGGAUGCCACACGGGCACUGGACGCCCGUGUACUGGGCCUGGAACAGGCUGUGCCAGGACUAGAUGCUGGAGCUUCCAGCAGUGCAUCCUCUAGCUGCCAACUGGAGGAACGCGUUGACCAUGUCGUGGCAAUGCUAGGAGACAUAAGUGUCUUCACAGAGCCGGCCACCAUCAGCCAGCGGUUCGAGUUGCUGGACACUAAGAUCAGUCAGCAACAGCAGACUGACCACAACCACAACAACAACUCAGCGAGGCCAUACAAGAUGCCGACGUUCCGGAUCGAGAAAUUUGAUGACUACACACAUCAAGACCCGGUCGUCUGGUGGCAAGGAUUUACAACGAAGUUGGGGAUUCACGAAGUCCCUGACCAUCUGUUCAUCAGUGCUCUGUUCAUCAACACCAAGGGAGGUUGUCAGAUCUGGCUCAGCCACAUGGCAACCAUCCACGACGUCCAGGUUUCAGACCUGUACAAGAAGGUCUCCUGGGAAGACAUGACGAAGGAAUGGAAGAAGCGGUUCAUCAUCGACGACGCCCCAGCACUCGCCGUCAACCGCAUCUUCACGAUGGCUCAAUGGAGCACACCGACACGUGACUGGCUCACGGAUUGGCAGAAAAUCGUGGCGACGCCCGAUUUGGACUUGUCAUUUCCGCAUCUGCGGCGUGAGUUCUACAACAGGUCAUGCGCCGCUCUCAGCCUCGCACUUGGUGAUCGCGAGCAGUACAACACUUUCGCAGAGAUCAUCAACAAAGCGAGAGAGCUCAUCAAGACUAACAGGCCGGCUGCACAUGAGAAGUCCACGUGGCAGCCAACCUAUGCGGAGAAGAAAGAUUGGGUUGACCGCCUCCCCGACAUCGAGUUCGCCUACAACACUUCGGUGCAUCCGGCGAUCGGCGUGACUCGAUUCGAGUUGCACCACGGUGGACGGAAAGGUUGGAUCUUCGCUGACCUUCUCCUCCCUCGACCAGCCGACAUUGACGCUGCCUGCUCUCCCGCUUCCGUCCGGAAGUACAGGGAAUUGCUGACUCAAGCCCGCGCAAAUAUGCAAAAGGCUCAAGUCCGCAUGCAGCAACAAGCCAACAGGCGUUGCGUACCAUGUCCCAUCCGCGCCGGUGAUCUGGUUUGGGUCUCCGCGGAAGAGUUUGCACUGGAACAGGAUGUUUCACGCAAACUGCUUCCCAAGUGGUUUGGACCUUGGUCUGUGACAGCAGCCACGGGCGAUGAGCCCGAUGACCCUUCAUUUGUGAUCAAUAUUCCAGAGCAUCUGACGGUCCAUCCGGUCUUCCACGCCUCGAAGCUGGCAACAUACACGCCAGCCAAGAGGGACGACUUUCCGGACCGACGAUUGCAGGACCCUCCUUCUAUGGAUGGCCAUCAGGAAGUUGACCGCGUCAUCUCCGAUCGCAAGUACGGCAGCAAGCCGCGAUAGUACAAAGUCACAUUCAAAGCAUGCGAUCGCGACGACACUCGGUGGAUUUCAGACGCAGAUUUGAAAG